AUGAGGGUGGAGGUGGAUCAAAGAAUCCGAUUGGUUUUGGCCUCUCUCCCUCUCUCCCUCUCUCCCUCUCUGUCUCUCUCUGUCUCUCUAUCUCUCUCUAUCUCUCUCUUCCUGACUCAGUACAUCGAGUCACCAGACGUGGAGAAGGAAGUGAAGCGGCUGCUGAGCACCGACGCCGAGGCUGUCAGUGUCCGGUGGGAGGUGAUCGCGGAGGACGAGACGAAGGAGGUUGAGAACCAGGGCUCGCUGCCCAACCUGGACAGCUCCUCACCCGGCUCAUCCGGACACAAACAGGGGCACACCUCUGCAGUGGAGCGUGAUGAGCUGCGGGAGAUGUUUAACGACAUCAGCAGCAGCAGCAGCAGUGAGGAUGAGGGGGAACGUCACGAGGACGAUGACCUCAACGUCCUCGACUCCGAGGAGGAGACUGGGCGGCCCCACACCCUGGAGCCGGGACCCCCAGGCCCACAACCGGUGGUGGAGCUGCAGUAUGAGGUGGAGGGGCUGCGACAGAAGCUACAACUGACACAGGAGAAGAGGAAGCGACAGGAGGACCUGAUCAUGAAGGUGGAGAACCUGGCGCUCAAGAACCGCCUGCAGGCCGUGGUUGAUGAGAUCAAACAGCAGGAAGACAAAGAGAAGAUACAGCUGGCAUCCCUGGAGGCCCAGCUGGACACCAUGCUGACCAAGUGACUCCAACCGUCCCCGCCUGCGGCCGGGCUCAGCGCCGUGCGGCGUGGUGUAGCUCAGACUGGAGGCUUGGCCCGGCGUGGCGUGGCGCAGCUCAGACUGCCUUGGCUCGGUGUGGCGUGGCGUGGCGUGACGGCGCGGACAUGUGUACAUAUGUCAGGGUAAAGGAACAAUAAACGUAUGUGGACAACA
Amblyraja radiata (thorny skate) is the source of this 882-nucleotide messenger RNA. It is a transcript of the gene taf7, whose product is annotated as TAF7 RNA polymerase II, TATA box binding protein (TBP)-associated factor. Bases 1 to 693 code for a protein of 230 amino acids. Gene Ontology annotation, molecular function: RNA polymerase II general transcription initiation factor activity. Gene Ontology annotation, biological process: RNA polymerase II preinitiation complex assembly. Gene Ontology annotation, cellular component: transcription factor TFIID complex. The record is from RefSeq and is a predicted model, not a curated record. The transcript is spliced from 7 exons. NCBI's taxonomy places the organism in Eukaryota, Metazoa, Chordata, Chondrichthyes, Rajiformes, Rajidae.